Molecule: messenger RNA, 1482 nt
Organism: Culex quinquefasciatus (southern house mosquito)
Lineage: Eukaryota; Metazoa; Arthropoda; Insecta; Diptera; Culicidae
Product: pinin-like
Exons: 1
Coding region: 1-1482 (493 amino acids)
Source: RefSeq, a predicted model, not a curated record
AUGCACUGGGUUGAUCGGGAUCUCGAGGUGGAGCCGCGCCCAGUUGAUCGGGAUCUCGAGGUGGAGCCGCACCCAGUUGAUCGGGAUCUCGAGGUGGAGCCGCGCCCAGUUGAUCGGGAUCUCGAGCUGGAGCCGCACCCAGUUGAUCGGGAUCUCGAGCUGGAGCCGCGCCCAGUUGAUCGGGAUCUCGAGCUGGAGCCGCGCCUAGUUGAUCGAGAUCUCGAGCUGGAGCCGCACCCAGUUGAUCGGGAUCUCGAGGUGGAGCCGCACCCAGUUGAUCGGGAUCUCGAGGUGGAGCCGCACCCAGUUGAUCGAGAUCUCGAGGUGGAGCCGCACCCAGUUGAUCGGGAUCUCGAGCUGGAGCCGCGCCUAGUUGAUCGGGAUCUCGAGCUGGAGCCGCGCCCAGUUGAUCGAGAUCUCGAGGUGGAGCCGCACCCAGUUGAUCGGGAUCUCGAGCUGGAGCCGCGCCCAGUUGAUCGGGAUCUCGAGCUGGAGCCGCGCCUAGUUGAUCGGGAUCUCGAGCUGGAGCCGCGCCUAGUUGAUCGGGAUCUCGAGCUGGAGCCACGCCUAGUUGAUCGGGAUCUCGAGCUGGAGCCGCGCCCAGUUGAUCGAGAUCUCGAGGUGGAGCCGCACCCAGUUGAUCGGGAUCUCGAGGUGGAGCCGCGCCCAGUUGAUCGGGAUCUCGAGCUGGAGCCGCACCCAGUUGAUCGGGAUCUCGAGCUGGAGCCGCGCCCAGUUGAUCGGGAUCUCGAGCUGGAGCCGCGCCUAGUUGAUCGGGAUCUCGAGCUGGAGCCGCGCCCAGUUGAUCGGGAUCUCGAGCUGGAGCCACGCCCAGUUGAUCGGGAUUUCGAGCUGGAGCCGCGCCUAGUUGAUCGAGAUCUCGAGGUGGAGCCGCACCCAGUUGAUCGGGAUCUCGAGCUGGAGCCGCGCCCAGUUGAUCGGGAUCUCGAGCUGGAGCCGCGCCCAGUUGAUCGAGAUCUCGAGGUGGAGCCGCACCCAGUUGAUCGGGAUCUCGAGCUGGAGCCGCGCCCAGUUGAUCGGGAUCUCGAGCUGGAGCCGCGCCCAGUUGAUCGAGAUCUCGAGCUGGAGCCGCGCCUAGUUGAUCGGGAUCUCGAGGUGGAGCCGCGCCUAGUUGAUCGGGAUCUCGAACUGAAGCCGCGCCUAGUUGAUCGGGAUCUCGAGGUGGAGCCGCACCCAGUUGAUCGGGAUCUCGAGCUGGAGCCGCGCCUAGUUGAUCGGGAUCUCGAGCUGGAGCCGCGCCCAGUUGAUCGGGAUCUCGAGGUGGAGCCGCGCCCAGUUGAUCGAGAUCUCGAGGUGGAGCCGCGCCUAGUUGAUCGGGAUCUCGAGCUGGAGCCGCGCCCAGUUGAUCGAGAUCUCGAGCUGGAGCCGCGCCCAGUUGAUGUGCUUCGAGAUCUCGAGCUAGAGCCGCUCCCAGUUGAUCGGCUUCGGGAUCCGAUGAUUCUUCUUAUACCGGAACCCUGA